This is a messenger RNA of Argentina anserina (silverweed cinquefoil), 818 nucleotides long. RefSeq lists its product as uncharacterized. The transcript has 2 exons. The coding region runs from base 69 to 557 and encodes 162 amino acids. The record is from RefSeq and is a predicted model, not a curated record. NCBI's taxonomy places the organism in Eukaryota, Viridiplantae, Streptophyta, Magnoliopsida, Rosales, Rosaceae.
AAAUCAUCUUCCCGUGCAAAACUGAAAACAGAUGAGAAGAAACCUGUUCUUCCCUCUCUGAUUCGAAAAUGACUUGGAAGCGGUAUCAGCAGGCUCAAGCAGGUUACGCAGCGGCGAAAUCGUUGAACGCCCAGAAGUUCUUGAAGAAAAUAGGGUGCGGCAAGGAGGACUACCACUUCUGGAAACAAAUCGGCAAGGCUUUACUAUGCACCUACACGCUGGGUGGAGUUGCUUGGCUCUACAAUGAGAAAUCGCCGCUGGGAUGGUGGACGCUGAAGCCUCGUCCCAAGGAAGAGAGAGAGCUGGCUCACUUGUACGAGCGGCGAGAGUUUCCAUACCCGGGAGACGAAGAAGCAAUGGAAGAGUUUGUGGCAAAGGGUGGCAUGAUCGGCACGACAAUUGGUCCCAAAGGGUUUGUUGAGACGGAUAAAGACGCGCUCAACUAUCAGAAGGAGCUGCAGAACAAGAAGUUUGAGCAGGAAGCGCAGAAGCUGUGGAUGAGGAUGAGGAAUGAGGUCCUUUCGGAGCUUCAAGAGAAAGGCUACGAUGUUGAGUGAAUUAGUGUAUGCUUUCCAGUGAUCUGGGUUGUUGUCUGUUGAUAAUAAUAAUCGGAAUUGUGGAACAAACUGGCAUGAUAUGUUAUGAUGUUUUCGAAGUUUUUGAUUCAAUGAACUGAAAUGUUCACUUUUCAGCUCACAAAACUUGGCCUUCUAAGUUUUGGUUGAAAGGGGUUAGGAACUCGGAAAAGCUCGCCGGGAAUGUUUCUGAUACAAAGAAUGUAGUGAAAGUUGCGACAAUCUACUUGGGUUGUGUUUAAA